This is a messenger RNA of Microcebus murinus (gray mouse lemur), 2657 nucleotides long. It is a transcript of the gene IDH3A, whose product is annotated as isocitrate dehydrogenase (NAD(+)) 3 catalytic subunit alpha. Gene Ontology annotation, molecular function: NAD binding; magnesium ion binding; isocitrate dehydrogenase (NAD+) activity. NCBI's taxonomy places the organism in Eukaryota, Metazoa, Chordata, Mammalia, Primates, Cheirogaleidae. Gene Ontology annotation, biological process: isocitrate metabolic process; tricarboxylic acid cycle. Gene Ontology annotation, cellular component: mitochondrion. The record is from RefSeq and is a predicted model, not a curated record.
UCCGGGGACUGGCCGGCGCUUGCGCACACUGCCGCCGCUGUAGCCGAGGUGAGCCGAGGGGACGCGAUGGCCGUGCCCGCGUGGAUCUCCAAGGUCUCUCGGCUGCUGGGGGCAUUCCACAACCCAAAACAGGUGACCAGAGGUUUUGCUGGUGGUGUUCAGACAGUAACUUUAAUUCCAGGAGAUGGUAUUGGCCCAGAAAUUUCAGCUGCAGUUAUGAAGAUUUUUGAUGCUGCCAAAGCGCCUAUUCAGUGGGAGGAGCGGAAUGUCACAGCCAUUCAGGGACCCGGAGGAAAGUGGAUGAUCCCUUCAGAAGCCAAAGAGUCCAUGGAUAAGAACAAGAUGGGCUUGAAAGGCCCUUUAAAGACCCCAAUAGCAGCCGGUCACCCAUCUAUGAAUUUAUUGCUCCGUAAAACAUUUGACCUUUAUGCGAAUGUCCGACCAUGUGUCUCAAUUGAAGGCUAUAAAACCCCUUACACGGAUGUAAAUAUUGUCACUAUUCGAGAGAACACGGAAGGAGAAUACAGUGGAAUUGAGCAUGUGAUCGUUGAUGGAGUCGUGCAGAGUAUCAAGCUCAUCACCGAGGCGGCAAGCAAGCGCAUCGCUGAGUUUGCCUUUGAAUAUGCCCGAAACAAUCACCGGAGCAAUGUCACGGCUGUGCACAAAGCCAACAUCAUGCGGAUGUCAGAUGGGCUUUUUCUGCAAAAAUGCAGGGAAGUUGCAGAAAACUGUAAAGAUAUUAAAUUUAAUGAGAUGUACCUUGAUACAGUAUGUUUGAAUAUGGUACAAGAUCCUUCCCAAUUUGAUGUUCUCGUUAUGCCAAAUUUGUAUGGAGACAUCCUUAGUGACCUGUGUGCUGGAUUAAUUGGCGGUCUUGGUGUGACACCAAGUGGCAAUAUUGGAGCCAAUGGGGUCGCAAUCUUUGAAUCGGUUCACGGGACUGCCCCAGACAUCGCAGGCAAGGACAUGGCCAACCCCACGGCCCUCCUGCUCAGUGCUGUGAUGAUGCUGCGCCACAUGGGACUUGUUGACCAUGCUGCAAGAAUUGAGUCUGCCUGUUUUGCUACAAUUAAGGAUGGAAAGAGCUUAACAAAAGAUUUGGGAGGCAACGCAAAAUGCUCAGACUUCACAGAGGAAAUCUGUCGCCGAGUAAAGGAUUUAGACUAAUGCUUCUACAAAUGGUAUUCAUGUCAGUCACUCCAAAUGGACACCAUAUAAACCUCUAUUUAGAAUACCUACCAUUACAUAUGCAUUUGGUCUGCUUGUUUCUUGACAGAGUACAUUUUUAGAUCUGGCCUUUUCUUAACAAAAUCUGUGCGAAGGAUGCAGGUGAUAUCCAUAGGCCUGCUUUCAAAGGACUUUUUCCAAGUGCUUGUGUUAUUUAUUAAAUGUCUAUCCGAUAAACAUUUUUUUGUAAACUCUAAGUGAACUGUAUCAUUUGCCAUUCUUAACUAUUUUUCACUUCAGUUAAAAUAGUUUUUCCUCAGCUGUAAAUAUCAUGAUACAGAAUUAAUAAGAAAAAUAUCUAACUUUUUAAAGAAAAACCGUAUGUUCCUUGGUUUAUGAAAAACAAUGGAAAUAGAAUAGGAUAUCGACAUGAUAGCACAAGAGGACACUCUUAUAAAACAGGCACAAAAUAAAUUUCCUGGGAAAGUGCAAAUCAGAAACAGUGAAUGUGGUAUAUUUCCUGAUGAUGUGGAAAAUAGAGACAGAUUUGUCCUUUAAAUGAAUUACUGAGUAUGAAUAAAAACUUCAGAUCCAAGAAAUAUAUAAUGAAAAAUGUAAUUUUUGUUAAUAAGAUAUAGGUAAUAUAUUAGGUACAAAUACACAUGCAUUGUGUGUUCAGUUAUUUUGUUAUCUUGAGAUUUUAAUACUCUUGGAAGAGCUUUUCAUAAUGCAGAGGAGCAGUACCUCCUUUUUUCAUUGGACACAUUUUAAGCGUCAUGAGUUGUCACAGCCUCUGAGCCCCUGUCCUUGAUGCUCUGAGUCAGGCCAGGGAAGCUGACUGUGUUGUGCAUUUAUUCUUGCAUUUUGCUAUCUGGAAAUAGACCCACUUCAGCUGGUACUGCUAGGUAUGAUACUGCUGAAAGACCUAAUCACAUGUAUUUUUGUUGCAGUUGAGGAACUUGGGAUGCUGGCUAUUAAUUUUAUGUUUCAGUGACUGCCCUUUUAGGAAACCAAAGCACUGCCCUCCACCUCAGCUAUAGCAGCACAGAAUGACAUUGCAGAGAUGAGCUGACUCGCCCAAGUUGAUUUACAAAUUGCACCACCUCAGGGCUUGGGCUUGAGCUCAGCUUCUGACCUUCAGGCACCUCCUACCCACCCUCCCCUCCCCUCUUCUGCAGCAUGAUUUUUCUUAAUCUUCAGAUACAAGUCACUAUUUUCAUGAACUAUUACCUCUUGGCCCCACACCAAAGGCAACUCAUGGCCUCCCUUGGCCCUGUGAAACAUUGCAAACCUGUGGCAGUGUACCCAGGUCUCAAGGGGAUUUCCUAACAGCAACAAAUAUCCCUGUCUGGGUCAUUUUAAGCUUGUAACCAGACUUACAAUCUAACAUGUAUUUUACUUUGUUUAAGCUGCUGCUUCCUCUGUUUUAUUGGAUUGUGCUAAUUAUCAGUGGUUCUUGGGUUCAAAAUAAUAAAUAAUUCCAAAAAUGA